CGCAUUUAAACUUUAGGCUGGGACUUUAAGCACCGUCCUCGUAGAGAGGUGGCCCUCGCAUUACGGAAACAAUGACUGCGAUCAGUACACCUGUUACUCUGAAUCGUUAGCAACGCACUUGGCGCCGUUAUAUUUUGGGGUCAGAAUAGUUGAAAUUUAUAGCUUUACAGAAGUGAGAUGAAGUGGAGAGUGCUGGCACUUGUUUUCAUUUGCCUCAUCGUGCUUGUAACCGCUAGGAGGCACCGCAGGCCCCGGCUUUGCGGACGGAACGAGAGGCCCACGAGGUUCAUGCCUCGAAGAGAGCGGUUCUGCAGCCCUCGAAUCACGAGGCCCUCGUUGCUGAGGGCGCGGCGGUGGUGUGUCUGCAAGCGCGGAUUCGUCCGCAACGCCUGGGGCCAGUGCAUCAGGCACCAGGACUGCGACAGCUGCAAGGAGUUGCCGCACAUGGACUUCAACGUGUGUGAGACGGACUGCCCGCUGACCUGCGGCAAGCCGAUCCCGUUCUUCUGUUUCGUGCACUGCGUUCGCGGUUGUGCAUGUCCUCCAGGAUUCGUGAUCGAUCCCAGGACAAUCAGGAAGGGGUGCGUGUCGGCCAAGAAGUGUCCUCCUAUGUGCCCGAAACACUCAAGUUACAAGCAGUGUGUCUCCAGUUGCGAGCCAAGGUGCGACGUACUGCGGCCCAAACACUGCAUCACGCAGUGUCAGGCCGGCGACUGCGUUUGCAACAAAGGUUUUGCAAAGCUAUACGAAGGAGGCCUCAUGCGCUGCGUGCCGACGUUUAUGUGCCCCAAGCGAUACCAGGACUUCUACGGGAAAAUUUAUUUUGUGAACAUAGGGCGUUAGCCAAUAUCCAGCCUUUGUAAGCAUAGUGUUCCCUACAACAUUUUCUAGAGGGAAGUGUGGCGCUGCCAUCGUUCAGUCAUUAUGGGAAUUAUGAGGUAGUACAUGAAUUUGCCUAGUCUUCGUGCUCGCGGCUUCGUAUGCUCCUGUGGCUUUGUUUAUUGUUCUGCAUUGACUUUUGUUUCCGACGAAAGAACGGCUCGUUGUGAACCUCGUGAGCUGAUUUGAAUUGGUCAGCCAAAAAGGGCCAUGGUGGUGAAGUGGGAAUGCUGACUUUUAUCUUGCGACAAAGCGGCUGCAGGCCUUACAGAGUCCGACGGAGCCGAAAUAAUACAGUUUAGGCCAAUCCAUGUACAAGCCAUUCUUCCUAUGCUGGCUCAAGCGUCAUGCAUUUCAGCUCCUAUAGACUUUUUGUACUUUAAGCGUUAUGAAUAACUG
Rhipicephalus sanguineus (brown dog tick) is the source of this 1278-nucleotide messenger RNA. Its product is annotated as serine protease inhibitor swm-1. The coding region runs from base 178 to 843 and encodes 221 amino acids. The transcript has 3 exons. NCBI's taxonomy places the organism in Eukaryota, Metazoa, Arthropoda, Arachnida, Ixodida, Ixodidae. The record is from RefSeq and is a predicted model, not a curated record.